GUCCCCAAAGGCCAAUCAAUCCACCACGUGAGAAGCGACCGAGCGAGCGUGAGUAUCGAGAGCAAUGGCGAGGGAUCCCCGAGGCCGCGGCCGCAGGAAAGCCGGCCAUGUCAGGUCUCUCCAGGAUGCGCGCCGUGUGGUCGACAUGUAUGGCCAUCACGUGGGGUUCAAGGCCAAGGUGGUGGCGCUGCACGGCGGCAUCAGGCAGGCUCGCGCCGUCCACGCCAUCCUCUCGCGUCAGCUCGGUGGCGAGAAGAAGUGGGAGAUUCGGGACAUGCCGAAGCUGGAGCUCCUGAUCGCCGUUCAUCGGGACAUCGCGGCCGCCGCCGAGAGCCUGGACUACCUGAUUCGCGCCUUCACCACCGCGCAGCACCCACCUCCCGCUCCCGGCUCCCCGAUCAGCCUCGAGUCCGUCCGCCUCCGCCUCACCGCCUGCGUACUCGACGACGCCGACGAAGACGACGACGGGGCCUAUCACUUUGCCGGGGACGAGCUCCUGCGCGUCACAAGCCUGCAGCACGCCGGCAACGCUCUCCUCCACAAGCAGCUCGGCGGCGGCAUCGUCGAGGACAAGGUGCGGGGGCUGGGCGAGCUCCUCCUCGGCCUCGCCACCUCCAUGAUCACGGAGGGUCCGAUCCCCUCGGUGCUGUUCGACGACGUCCCGGUGCAGCACCCUCCGCUAUCCAAGGCCAAACUGCUCCAGUUCAUGCAGCAGGCGAAGCGCCAAAUCCUUGAUGUUUGGGAUGCGCGGAUCUCCGGGCCCAACUUCGAUGGAAUGAGAGGCCAAACUGCUCCAGUUCAUGCGGCAGGCGAAGCGCCAAGUCCUUGAUGUUUGGGAUGGGCGGAUCUCCAAGCCCAACUUCGAUGGAAUGGGGUGAGUUGUUAGUUGCUACUACUUCACUUCGGGGGCAAAAACUGACGACAUGGGGGUGGAAACAGCGUAGACAUCGCAUCUUCUUGAGGAUAGGUCGGGUUCGUGUGAUUAGUGGGAUGGUACUCGUAUUCGAGGGGUGACUAUAGUGAGCCGCAAAUUUGACAAUUUGGCCCUUUUUGGAAACUAUUUGUAAAUUUGGUCCCUGGCAAAAACUAUCACCAGAUCUGGACCCUGACCUCAGCGCUAAGGUCGAUGGUGCUGAGGUUGAACACCUCAGUGCCAACCGCAUCGGCGCUGAGUACUUGACGGCCCUAAGGCGAACGGCGCAAUGUCAGCGCCGACCGACUUGGCGCUGAACUUCGGGACCUCAGCGCCAUCGGGUCUGGCGCUGAGGUCCUAUAACCCUUGGCCAAGCCGCGCCCAGCAGCCCGAGCCUUCUUUCUUCCUCAGUGGCUGUCGGCUGAGGCGCGGCGGCGCCGAACUAUCUCUCUCCUCCCCUCCAAAAAAUCGAAAAAAUCCCCACUAAAUCGUCGCAUUUUGGAGGGGAAAUUGUUGGAGGACAUAGUGGCAAGAUGGAUAGAUUAGUACGAUUGCACUAUGGUGGUUCGGUGGUAGAGCAAAGUAACAGUGGUAGCAAUUUCGAGGGGAUGAGUGUUAAGCAACUUAUAUUUGGUGGAAAACCUAGUUUUGAGGAGUUAGUUUGUCGUACAAAAGAUGUGCUGGGGUGGAGCAAUCAGUCUAUAGCUAUACAAGGUAGAUAUGAUGUUGGA
Messenger RNA from Oryza sativa Japonica Group (Japanese rice), 1644 nucleotides. Lineage: Eukaryota; Viridiplantae; Streptophyta; Magnoliopsida; Poales; Poaceae. The record is from RefSeq and is a predicted model, not a curated record.